Messenger RNA from Erinaceus europaeus (western European hedgehog), 2620 nucleotides. It is a transcript of the gene PDHA1, whose product is annotated as pyruvate dehydrogenase E1 subunit alpha 1. Bases 325 to 1299 code for a protein of 324 amino acids. NCBI's taxonomy places the organism in Eukaryota, Metazoa, Chordata, Mammalia, Eulipotyphla, Erinaceidae. The record is from RefSeq and is a predicted model, not a curated record. The transcript is spliced from 12 exons. Gene Ontology annotation, molecular function: pyruvate dehydrogenase (acetyl-transferring) activity. Gene Ontology annotation, cellular component: intracellular membrane-bounded organelle. Gene Ontology annotation, biological process: pyruvate decarboxylation to acetyl-CoA.
UCUCCGCCGCUUCUGACUACAGUUGAUGAGGAAGAUGCUCGCUGCCAUUUCACGUGUGCUGUCGGGCGCCGCCCAGAAGCCGGCAAGCAGAGUGCUGGUUGCAUCUCGUAAUUUUGCAAAUGAUGCUACAUUUGAAAUUAAGCAUCUUGCUGACAUUUGGGGAUAGGCAUGAAAAACAAGACAUUUUAAGUAAACGCUUGAAUAAGAAGAUUCUUGCAAUGUUUCUUUGAAUUCAGCUGACGUAAAUGUGAUCUUCACCGGCUGGAAGAAGGUCCUCCUGUCACGACAGUGCUCACUAGGGAAGAUGGGCUCAAGUACUACCGCAUGAUGCAGACUGUGCGCCGAAUGGAGCUCAAGGCAGAUCAGCUCUACAAACAGAAGAUUAUUCGUGGCUUCUGUCACUUGUGUGACGGUCAGGAAGCUUGUUGUGUGGGUCUGGAGGCCGGAAUAAACCCCACAGACCAUCUCAUCACAUCCUACCGCGCUCAUGGCUUUACUUUUACUCGUGGGAUGCCUGUCCGAGAAAUUCUUGCUGAACUUACAGGACGAAAAGGAGGCUGUGCUAAAGGAAAAGGAGGAUCGAUGCAUAUGUAUGCCAAGAACUUCUACGGGGGCAAUGGCAUCGUGGGAGCACAGGUGCCUUUGGGAGCUGGGGUUGCUCUGGCCUGUAAGUAUAAUGGAAAAGAUGAAGUAUGUCUAACUCUAUAUGGCGAUGGUGCUGCUAAUCAGGGCCAGAUAUUUGAAGCUUACAAUAUGGCAGCUUUGUGGAAACUGCCUUGUAUUUUCAUCUGUGAGAAUAACCGCUAUGGAAUGGGAACAUCUGUUGAGAGAGCAGCAGCCAGCACUGAUUACUACAAGAGAGGCGACUUCAUCCCUGGGCUGAGGGUAGAUGGAAUGGAUAUCUUGUGUGUUCGAGAGGCAACAAAGUUUGCAGCUGACCAUUGUAGAUCUGGAAAGGGGCCCAUACUGAUGGAGCUACAGACUUACCGUUACCAUGGACACAGCAUGAGUGAUCCCGGAGUCAGUUACCGCACAAGAGAAGAAAUUCAGGAAGUAAGAAGUAAGAGUGAUCCGAUUAUGCUUCUCAAGGACAGAAUGGUGAACAACAACCUUGCCAGUGUUGAAGAGCUAAAGGAAAUUGAUGUUGAAGUAAGGAAAGAAAUUGAGGACGCUGCCCAGUUUGCCACUGCUGAUCCUGAACCACCCCUGGAAGAGCUGGGCUACCACAUCUAUAGCAGUGAUCCACCUUUUGAAGUUCGUGGUGCAAAUCAGUGGAUCAAGUUCAAGUCUAUCAGCUAAGGGGAAAUUGCAUCUAAUCUAUGGUUAUGCCUUUACUGGGCUAUUCAGCUGGGAGGUGGUCUUGUUUUCUCAAUUCUGUUGAGGAAUUAAACGUUUAAAAAGAAAGCCUGAACUUUCACUAAGUAGCAUGCAGUUUGUACUGUGUUGCAUUACAAAGAUAAUUUUUAGAUGUGUGUAGCUCUAAGAACAGGUAGAGAACAACUCCAUGUCUGUCUGGCCCUUGCAGUGACAUGCAUACACUGAAGCCUAUUUAAAUUGACCAUCCUUAGUAAAAUAUUUAUUAUAACCAAGCAGGAGUGGAAGGACAACUCCACUUUAAAAUGGUUUCUAGUCAAAUAACUUAGUUCUCCAUAUAUAUGUUCAUAUCAAACAUUACAUACAAGGCAUAUCUUUUUCAAAUUUAAGUUCACUGUCACCUAAUGAUCUAUACUCUAUACAGUUUCACUUUUCUUUGUCGAGUAAAUUAAAACUCACUAGGACUUUCCUAAUACUCUGGUGUCACAAAUCCUUCUCACCUUUAAAAUCAGCUGAUUAAAAGAGUAGUCUUUGAAACUUCCAGAAGAACAGUUCAAGCACUUGACUCUUUAGCAACACAACAAAGAUGUCAGCUCCUUGUUCUCUAUCUAAUCUUGAGCUCCAGGAGACCCCUGAGUCCGUCUUCUGUGCUGAGAAACUGCAGUCCAGAGUCUGCAGAGGUGGCCACCACUGCAAAGCAAGCAUCACAAGAGAGAGGUUUGCACAGGAGUACUGACAUCUUGUGUCCUUCCUUACUCUGCCUCUAGGCAGGGAAGAUGGCUCCACUUCUCUCGAUUUUUUUUUUUUUCCCCUGGGAAAACUCAGUUGCGGUAAAGUUGGAUGCUGUGAAGUCAUAGGAAAGCAAAUUAAGGGGUGCGGAGGAGCUACCUGCACUUUGUUUUCUGCUUUGCUUAAAAGCAUAAUCCAUGAGAAUCACUUUGUUUUACGGCUGUUCUUACCGUAGUUUUAGGUAUCUUAGAUCUUCUUUCGUUAUAUCAUUAAGGAUAUCCGAGAGUGUAUAACCCUCUUCCACAAUCUGAAACAGAUCAAGCAUGUAAGAGCCAAGCAGCUUUGUAGUAAGUACAGGAACGAGUUUGCUGGUUAUACAUUUUACCUUUUCAAUUGUAUUUGCGUCCACUCCUUGCAGCUGCAGCCAUUCGACAAGCUCUUUAUCUGCUCUCUGCCCAUGAGACCUAGGAGGGUAUGCCGGUUUCUCUGUAUUCUCUGUAACAGAAUUUUGUUGUUGUAUAUUAAUGUGUAACCAAAAGCAACAAGCUGGAUGAAAUAAACUAUCCCAGAGUAUAAA